GAGUUCACCAAAAAAACAAAAUGUCUAUCCUGAGUGAAGUAUAAAAAGAGAUAAACUUGUCAUUUUUUUAUCUGAUAUGAGUGAAAAAGUCAAUUCCAUUUUUUCGUCGGCCUCUUCAUCUUUUUCUGAACUCUCUAUCACCCAAAAAAUGGCUAAAAUUAAUGAAUUUGAUAUAACAAAGGAGAUCUAUAUGAAUGAAGCCUGGCCGAUCAUCCAAGAGGCCUUGCAUCAGAUACUGACAAUUAGGCCCCCACAGUUUUCAACAUGGUCAUUUGAAGAAAUUUAUAGCUUCGUUUUUAAAUGCACUAGAAACCAUUUGUAUGUUUUGUACGAUGACCUGACAAAAUAUAUCGAGGCCCAUCUCCAGAAAGUCAAUGAAAAAAUUCAGAUCUCGACCUGUGAAUCAAUAAUGUUUGUAAAAGAAUUUCAAGUAGAAUUGUUCAACUUCAUGGAGUCUGUUAAAAUUAUAGCCUGCGUAUUUAUGUUCAUGGAUAAUUAUUACAUAGCCAAAACUUUGAAAUCUACGUUGACAGCUGAUAUGUACAAAUUGUUUUCGACGAACGUAUCUGAUAAAUACAUCAAUCAUUUGCUAUCCAUCUUGAAUGAACUGCGAAAGAGCCCAUUAGUAGUGCCGCCUAGCCUAAUUCAAGAUAUCAUCAUUAGACUUCACACAAUUAAACCAGGGUACGCUCAGUUGAAGCCCCAGCUGUUCUCCAUAUACAUCCCUAAUUUGUUUCCGCCCUGUCGAGUUAGUGAGCUGGAUCAUUACAUCAGGGAGGCCAAGCAGUUGCAGACUGACUUACACUCACAUCCUGAUUUCUACAGUUGUGACCAAAGUAGAAAGAGACCAAGUAGCAAUGACUGCAAUAAUUACCCACAAGACCAGACAACGCAGCAGCAACUCCCAUCGUUUCCUACGACAGUCCCGACAACUUUUAACCUUAGUCCCAAUCUUAGUCCCAGUCCUAAUCUUCAGCCAACUUCUCAUCUCGGCAUUCAACCAAAUCCCACCAAUCCUUCUCUUAAUCCGGACUUUAAUCAUCUUUCUAACGAUGAUUCUAAUUUUGAUUUAAAUCAAUAAAAAAUGUUACGCGUUUUUGUUUGAAUUGUUAUAUUUUGUUGUUGAAUGUACUGAAGUUUCAAAUAAACACCACUUUUUGAAGAGAAUUUAGUUAAAUUAAAAAAAAAUUCUAUUGUUUCUCCUCGAUUUGUUCAAAUCCGUGUUCCUCCUGAAGAAUAAUAUUAAUUCUUACCAUAUUUGUUAUAAAAUUCGUCUCUCGUUGUAACUUUUUCAAUGGUCUUUUUUUUUCAAGAUUAUGCCGAUGUGUGACGUAUCUAUCAAUCGUAAUUGUAUCAUCAUGUUACUAUGAUAUGCUAUCAUAUUUUUAGUUUGGUACAAUUCAUAUGUUGCAUAAUAUAGCAAAAUUAAAUUAAAUCCAAUUGUUGAAUGCUGAUAUCCAUAUAAGUAUUUGAUCGUAAAGUAUUUUUACGGUUUUUUGUUUGGUUUUUGACAAAACUUGGCGUGACCAUCUCAAUAUUAUAAUGAUGUUGUUAUAUCUAAUAAUACGGUAAAGAAUGACUUGUAUAUAAUUUGCAGGUGAAUUAUGCCUCAUAUCUGAUGUAAUAAACUGAGCUCAUGUCAAA
Molecule: messenger RNA, 1644 nt
Organism: Helobdella robusta
Lineage: Eukaryota; Metazoa; Annelida; Clitellata; Rhynchobdellida; Glossiphoniidae
Exons: 9
Coding region: 77-1081 (334 amino acids)
Biological process (GO): ubiquitin-dependent protein catabolic process
Molecular function (GO): ubiquitin protein ligase binding
Source: RefSeq, a predicted model, not a curated record